CUAGAUCUACUUGUAAGAUUAAGCUAGAGGGAAGUGAAUCGUCACAGUCUCGUUUCUAGAUCUAGAUAGAUUCUAGAUCUAUAUAAAUAUAAUCUAGAUAUAUUAUUAUAUACCAUAGAAUCUACUAUCUAGUCUAGAUCUGCAGUGCCUACAGAAACAGGUGAUUCUCUAAAGUGACAAGUCUAAAGUAAAAACUGAUUUUACAAAUGGCUCACCAACUCAUUGCUGAUGCUAACAAUAAGUUUGGCUUGGACCUCUUUAAACUGACUCAUAAUGGAAGCAAGGGAGAGAAUCUGUUCUUAUCCCCUUUCAGCAUAUCUCUUGCCCUAGCUAUGACUCAAGUGGGUGCCAGAGAAAAGACUGCUCAGGACAUGGCCAAGGCCUUGAGAUGGGAAACUGAGGAGGAAACUAAAAUUCAUGAGCAGUUUCAGAGUUACCUCAAACUGAUUCAGUCACCAACGGAUGCUUAUCAGCUGUCUACAGCCAACAGAUUGUACUUACAACAGAGCUAUGUGUUUUUAGAAGAAUUCAAGAAUAAAAUUAUUACAUGGUACUUGGCAGAGCCUAUAAGUGCUGACUUUGUCAGCAAUGCUGAAAAUGAAAGAGUUCAAAUCAAUGACUGGGUAGCUGGCCAGACAAAUAACAAAAUCCUUGACCUUUUGGCUCCUGGAGUACUGGACAGUCUGACUAGGAUGGUGCUGGUUAAUGCCAUUUAUUUUAAAGGUCAGUGGAACAAGAAAUUUAAAGAGAGUGACACCAGAUCUUUGCCUUUCAAACUUUCCCCUGGACAAACAAAGAAUGUGCCUAUGAUGAUCAUGACCAGUGAGUUCUCUUAUACUGAUGAUCCAGACCUUAAAGUUACAGCUGUUGAAAUUCCUUACAAGGGGAAGGAGCUAGGGAUGGUCAUUCUUCUUCCAGACGAAGACACUAGUUUGGAGAGUGUUGUUAAUAAUUUGACAUGGGAAAAACUUAAGACAAUUUUUGAUGGCCUAGCAUAUCCUGGUAGUAAGGUCAAGCUCACACUUCCAAAGUUUGAGAUGACUUCAAGUUUGGAUUUAAAAUCUCUUCUUUCUUCUUUGGGAAUGGAAGUGGCCUUUAAUGUCAACUGCGCUGACUUUAGUGGUAUGACGGGAGGAAAAGAUCUUUACAUAUCUGCUGCGGUUCAUAAAGCAUUUAUUCAGGUAAAUGAAGAAGGCACGGAGGCAGCAGCUGCAACAGCUGUGGUCAUGAUGAUGAGAUGUGCAGUGCCUCAACCUCCUCCCAUCACUAUUGACCGUCCUUUCUUAUUUCUAAUCAGGGAUAUCCGAGCCAACAACAUUUUAUUUCUUGGUCAAGUAACUGACCCAUCUCCUUAAGAUCACGUUUAUGAAACAUAAUGUUGCUUUUAACAAAUUUUAUUCUAUCUCCUGAAGCAUUUAAUAUGUUAUUUCAAAUAGUUUUAUUUUAUUCUGUAUUGUUGCUUUGUAAUUUAGUUUUUUAGAGAGUCAUGCAAACUAAUUGUUGACUCUUUCUCUGGCUAGAUGAGAUCAUUUCACUUCUGCUCAUCUCAUACUUGUUACUGUUUUAGUCUCCAACGUCAGACCUUAUAUUGUAUAACUGUUAAGCACAAUAAACUUCAAUUGUUUCUUUUCUCUUUUACUAAUUUACUUAUAAUUGUAAAAUUUCUAUCCCUCCCAUAUACUAAUUAGAUCUAAUAGUAGUUAGGGGAAAAAAUGAUUUAGGUAAUAAAAAAUGUUCCGUUCUAAAAAAAUAGAAAGUUUUGUGGGUUGUUUUUUUCAAAUUCGGCUCUGACCACUAACAAUCUAUAGACUUUCACAUUUAGUUGAUUUGUAAGUAUUGAGUCUGUCACACAUAUAUUUUUAUUGCAAUUGAUAAUCUGCAUACAAUUACUUUUUUUUAUUGAAGUGCAGUACUUCUGACAGAUUACCUUUUAAUGUCUUAUUUUAUAUUUUAAUCAUUAAAUAAAUCUACAAAUAUAUUCAUAGUACUCUUUGCUAGUAUUGUGUUGUGACUUGUCUUGAGAAAACAUAUAUGUAUAUAUUGGUUGGUGGGCUACUAUAAGCAUUUUUGUAUCAUUAAAAUAAUUCAUACUAGUUUUUUUUAUAAUCAUCUAAACCAUUGGUCUUCAACCGCCCUCUUUUCUUAUAUUUUCUCUUUUAAAAAUCUACCAGUGCCCCCCUCCCUUCGCCUGGACUAGAACUAGCAAGAAACAAAAGAAGACAAAUUUAAAUAAAAUAUCAUUUAUUUAUUGAUUUUCACAAAGUCACUAACAAAGUUCUGGGAUAUUAUAAAAUUGUUAAUUGUUAUCUAGAAAUAUUAUUAAAAAAAAACAAUUAAUAUCUCAAUAACAGAGAAAAUAAUUAGCUUUGAAUCAAUAAAGGUCAAUUUCUUUCCUUGCAGUCACAGGUUCAUUUAAUUCAUUUAUGUUAGUUGUCAGCCAUGUAAAACCAAUUUUAUAAACCUUCUAUAAGUUAUUGCUAACUGAUUAAUCUUCCUGUUUUCACAAAAUUUUUUUUAUUUAAAAGCAUAACAAAGAAUUUCCUUUAGAAAGCCAGCAAACCUCAGUGUACAUUAAGAGUUGGACUUGUUAAUAAUUUGUUUCACAAGACUGUUAUUAAGAUGCAUUAAUUUUAGCAUUGAUUUUUAUUUUAUUUACAGUUUUUUAUAAUGAGAUUUAAAGGGAUAGGUAAAAAUGAAUGAGAUUUAAAUAUGAAUGAAUUUGUGGGCUAAAAUUUUUGUUACCUGUGAAUCACACAAUUAUUAUGUUUUUGUUUUAGAGCACCUCCAGUUUCUUCUUUCCUCUCUAUGUUUCCUUUAGGGCAUUCCCUUAUUGCCCAGCACCCCCCGCCCCUUUUCACAAAAUUACCCUGGGGUGUUUUUGUCCUUGUUGAAGACCACUGGUCUAUACUGAUGAUCGAGGAAUGAUAAAUCAAUAUUUGUACAUUUUUAAAAUCACUUAUUGUAAUUAUAUAUUCACAGCAUUUCUGUUACAAAAAAAAAAGCAUUAAAAAUUAUAUUAUUUUAAACGAAUGUCUAGUACCGGUAUUCUUAUUUUAUUUAUUUCACUAUUUUAAAAUUUCUUUGCAAAAAUAUGUUGCUAUAAGUGAAUAAUAGUGUUACAUGUCGUUAUUUUUGUGUCUUUAAAUUGACAAAGAGCUUUAUUCAUUCUUUAUUCUUUCAAAAUGGUUUUGUUUACAGACUUCAUUUUUUUAUACAAUUCAUACAUUUUACUUUGAUUCAUGUUUAUAAGCUCAAUUUUGUUGUUUGUUUACUGAAUAGUUAUUUUGUUUCUAGAAGAAGGAAAUGACAUAUCAAUCAUUUGGAUGAUUUCUUGCCUACCUUCCAAUUGAUUUUUAAAUAUUUUUCGACAUUUUGUUUUACCUGUUGCUAGGGUUUAUAAAUUUCUGUGAUAUAGGGUUACCAUAUAUAUUUUAGAACAUUCAGCUAUAGAAAAGACUUUUUUUGUUAUUUAUAAUUUUUAACUACAUUUAUCUGGCAAAAAAAGGCUAAUGCUUAUACAAUAUAAUGCUAUUACUUUUUGUUUUUAUUAUUUAUUUUUACUUACCAAGCAAUAAACUUACUAUAUUUUAAUUAUAAAUAUUUGUGUUCUAAAUGUUUAUAGUUUAAAACUAUUUACUAAAAUGCUUUGAAGUAUUCUCGCACUUUACAUUGUGUCACUUGCAGGGUAGCACUACACAAGUAGCUUAACCUUGAACCUUUCAAAAACUAAUUCAGUUAGAAUAAAAUUAUUCACUACUA
Messenger RNA from Biomphalaria glabrata, 3759 nucleotides. RefSeq names its product leukocyte elastase inhibitor-like. The transcript has 6 exons. Gene Ontology annotation, biological process: negative regulation of endopeptidase activity. Lineage: Eukaryota; Metazoa; Mollusca; Gastropoda; Planorbidae. Bases 207 to 1355 code for a protein of 382 amino acids. Gene Ontology annotation, molecular function: serine-type endopeptidase inhibitor activity. The record is from RefSeq and is a predicted model, not a curated record.